ACAUAAUCUCGAGCCAACUUCUCUCUACACCUCCCAGAAUCAUUUUCUCCUCCUUCUCUCUUCAUUCUUCAUCUCCAAAUCAUCAACCAAUCUUCAACAUCAAUUAAUCACUUUCUCAAUCAAGAUUAAAGUCAAGAUUAGCACCAAGCUCCAAGGAUUGUCAUCUAUCACAAGUUCAAAAAAAAAAUCAUAAAAAAGUGAUUAAUUAAAGUUCAAAAAAAAAAAAAAAAUUGAACUGUGAUUAAUUACCUUACCUGAGCAUUGGAGUUGGACUUGUUGACUGAACAUAUAUCUGGACAUUUGGACCAUUGGACAUAUUGUCACAUUUUAAUUCAACGGAUAAUCCGCCUAUAUGGUCGGACCGCUAAUUUGUACAUAUUAAUUCAACGGAUAAUCCGCCUAUAUGGUCGGACCGUUUACUUGUACAUAAUAAUAUAAAGGAUACCCCGCCUACAUGGUCGGACCGUUUAUUUUCCUUUUUUUGGUGGUUAAAACCCCAACUUUUUAAUUUCUACACUUUAAUUAUCGCAAUUUAAUUUAUGCACUUUAAUUAUCGCAAUUUAAUUUCCGCACUUUAAUUUCAGCAUUUUUUUUUAUUUUGCAUCCCCAAGCUUGUCGGCCGUGUCCGCUUGUUGGUGGCGUGCACUUUUUAUUUUAUUUCUUAAUAAUCCCCAGACUGUCGGCACAGCUGCAUCUUGGUGGAGACUGUAUUUAUUACUGUAGUUAUUUUUUUUUCUUCCUCUCAAAUCACCAUAUCUGUCGGCCCUGCCGCAUCCUGGUGAAUUACUGUAUAUAUUAAUACUGCUUUAAGGGCUCACUAGUCUUAUUCGGUUUAUACCAAUUGACUAAGUGCGAACCUUAAUUAAUUAAUUAAUUCCACAUUUUUUUCUUCUUCUUUUCAUCUCUCUCUUUUCCCAAUCCCGAUUCCCUUCUGCUUAUGCUUACACGUUCACGUGGUGCAAAUUGUGAAUUGUUAUUCUUCUCUGACAUUGAAAAGCACAUACGUGAACAGAAAAAAAUAAAAAAAAUGUCAAACGAUGUUGUUGUAAAUGAGCAGGAACCAGAUCAACAAAUCGUGGAUCAGGUUACAAGGACCAGGAAACCGUUGUAUGACUAUGUUACGCCUCCCGUGGAUGAGCAUGACAGUGUUAUUCCGCCGGAGGUUAACAUGAACCAAUUUGAAAUCAAGCCUGCUAUCAUCCACAUGGUUUCAAAUGACCGAUUUGGCGGAGCGCCAACGGAGGAUCCAAAUAAUCACAUCACAAAGUUCCUUCGAGCUUGCAACACCUUCAAAAUCAAUGGUGUGCCAUCUGAUGCUGUCAGACUACGCCUAUUCCCAUUCUCUCUACGGGAUCGAGCUCAGAGUUGGCUUGACUCUUUUCCAGACAAUCACUUCUCCACUUGGGAUCAACUUCAUGGUGAAUUUCUCAAAAGAUUUUUUCCGCCAUCUAAAACGGCGAAAAUCCGGAGAAUGAUUCAAAAUUUCAAACAAAAUCCCAAUGAGCCCCUCUAUGAGGCUUGGGAAAGAUUCAAAGAUCUUCAGCGACAAUGUCCACAUCACAACAUCCAAAACUGGCACUUGAUGACGACUUUCUAUGAAGGCCUAAGUGAAAAUUCUCGGAUACUUGUGGACGCGUCCGCAAAUGGAUCAUUCAUGUGCCUAGAACUUGAAGAGGCAGAAGAAUUGAUGGAACGCAUUUCAUCAAAUGGAUCAACAUGGUAUUCUGAGCGAUCAUCUGCUCCACCAAAAAUCGGAGGCAUGUACGAAGUUGAUCAAAUGUCUGCCAUAACCACAAAGGUCGAUAACAUGAUGACUCUGAUCCAAAAGAUGGCACAAGUCUCUCUUGUGCAAAACUCUGCAUCAACUCCAACUCCCGUUCCCGUUCUUAUGUGUGAAUCUUGCGGUGGACAACACAAUCAGUCCACUUGUCCAUGGGAAUCAAUGGAACAGGUUGACUAUGUCAACUACAACCGACAGCCCCAACAAAAUCAGUUUGGUAAUUUCAAUCCUCAAGGAAGAAACCAUCCCGGUUUUUCCUGGAGCAAUCAAAAUGGAGCUGCUAAUCCACAACCAUCUUACCGGAGUGCACCACCCGGUUUCCAAAAUCAACAACAGCAAUUCAGAGGUGGCCAAGGUAUUCUGAACCAGCAACAAUACAAACCCACUCAAAAUCUUCCAUACCCUUCAAAUCAACAACAAAAACCACUUCUACCCACUCCUGAAACAGCCCAAACUCCUGUCCUAGAAAACAUUGUUGACCAACUUCUCAAGUCCCAAUUAUCUCAAGCCGAAACCCUGAAACAAAUCACCGAAGAACUUGGUCAACUUCGGGCUCACAACAGGAUGCUUGAGAAUCAAAUUGCUAAUCAAGCAUCCACAUCAUCUACUAAGGUGACGGGUAAGCUCCCUGCUUGUCCUGAAAAUCCGAGGGAGCAAAUGAAUGUCGUCACUACUCGUAGUGGGAAGCAACAUCAAUCCUUGCCCCUUUCUAGUGAUGAACAAGAACAUGAAGUGUUGGAGGAAGGGAUCGUGCAACAACAGAAAGGUGGAAACAACAACAAUGAACAUGAUGUCGGUACCAUGCCGAAAUCAACUGAUGACCAUGAAGGAUCAAAGAAACAAAGAGAAAGUCCGAUAAGGAGAUACAUUCCCCCAGUUCCUUAUCCGAACAGAUUGAAGAAAGCCAAUAUGGAGGAGCGGAGAACAAAGUUUUUGAAUGUUAUCAAGCAAUUGGAUAUCUCAAUUCCUUUGCUUGAUGCCAUUACAGAAAUUCCUUCAUAUGCUAAAUUUCUCAAAGACAUUCUCACAAAGAAGAAGGA
Messenger RNA from Cuscuta epithymum, 2820 nucleotides. The record is from the annotation of a GenBank genome assembly. Lineage: Eukaryota; Viridiplantae; Streptophyta; Magnoliopsida; Solanales; Convolvulaceae.